AGUUGUUCGCUGGAUUGUAACAGACAGAGAAGCAGCUCUCCUCCUGCAGCCUCCAUGGACGUGAAGCUGCUGGUCCUGAUGGCUCUGAUGGCCAUCGCCACACAUGGUCCAACCGCAGAGGCCAAGCCCAUCAGUCUGAUCGAGCGGUGCUGGUGUCGCUCCACGCUCAACACCGUUCCUCAGCGCUCCAUCAAGGAGCUCAAGUUUCUACACACACCAAACUGCCCCUUCCAAGUCAUUGCUAAGCUGAAGAGCAACAGAGAAGUUUGCAUCAACCCAGAGACCAAGUGGCUGCAGCAGUACUUGAAGAACGCCGUCAACAAGGUUAAAAAGUCCAAAAGACGCAACAACCAGAAGAACUAAACCCAAGGA
Nematolebias whitei (Rio pearlfish) is the source of this 372-nucleotide messenger RNA. RefSeq names its product stromal cell-derived factor 1. The transcript is spliced from 4 exons. The record is from RefSeq and is a predicted model, not a curated record. Gene Ontology annotation, molecular function: chemoattractant activity; chemokine activity. Bases 55 to 363 code for a protein of 102 amino acids. Gene Ontology annotation, cellular component: extracellular region. Lineage: Eukaryota; Metazoa; Chordata; Actinopteri; Cyprinodontiformes; Rivulidae. Gene Ontology annotation, biological process: defense response; chemotaxis; axon guidance.